Messenger RNA from Rotaria sordida, 3180 nucleotides. The record is from the annotation of a GenBank genome assembly. Lineage: Eukaryota; Metazoa; Rotifera; Eurotatoria; Philodinida; Philodinidae.
AUGGAACUCGAACACGGAAAUAUUCUAUGCGUAUCAUCAAAUACAGAAGUUGUCUUUUGUAAACAUUCGUUGAAUUGUAAUUCCUCUGAAAAUACAAAUGCAUCAACAAAUCAAAAUGAAAUUAAUGGCUUUGGUCUCACAAUUUUCAAGGAAAUCUAUUAUACAACAAAGAAAAUCAAUAUCAAUCAACUUUCAUCUGUCUGGUGUCUUUUAAAUCCUUCUGAAAGAUUAAAGACAUUCAGAAAUGAUAAAAACUAUGAUCAGAUUCUAUUACAACAAGAUCAAAAUGUUACUUUGGCUUUUGGUUCCCUUAUUUCAUCUAGCCAAUUUAAAUGUGCAGCAUCAAAAUUUUGUUUUACAAAAGGACCAAAUUCAAUAUGGAAUCUAUAUUUUGCAAAAUAUAAUUCGUUUCUAUCCAUUAAUACAGAAUUUAUUAAAUUUCAAUUAAAACGCGAUCACAUCGACAUUCAUCGUGGUGUUAUCAUCAGUGCAAGAUCUAGUCAUGACUUCAUAAUGCAUGUUUGUCUGCGAGGGAAUCUCGAAGAAUAUACAUCCAAAAAUCGACAACUUGUCAAUGAUGAUAUCUUGAAUAAUAAUAUGUUUUAUUUAUUAAAUGGAAAUAAUAAUGAUGAUGAUUUUGUUUAUUAUAUAUUCGAACGACUGCGACGAUUGACAUUGUCUUCAGAAAAUUAUUUUCUUCAACUUCUACAUGAAUUGCCUACUAUUCGAAAUAAUUAUUAUGAUUCUUAUCUUCAUAGUACUUUUUAUCAGAUGGAUAUGGUUUGGACUAAAUAUGUUCGUAUUCCAUGGUUUUGUUUUACACCAACACGUCUUAUUAUUAAACCAUUUAAGUUUAUGCGAUCAAAUCGAGUUUUUCGAUAUAUCUCUAAUGUAACUCAAUCAAUGGCUUUUGUAGAAUUUCGUGAUGAUACAGGAUCUGCAUCUUUAUCAAAAGAACUUGUUCCUUUCUUACAACAUUAUCUUCAAAAUGGAUUCUGGUUUGCUGAUCGUCAUUAUAUUUAUUUACAUCAUGCUCAAUCUCAAAUACGUCAGAAACAAUUUUAUUUUUAUUGCGAACAUGAAGGUAAUAUGACUCGCGAAGCACUUGAAGCUUGGAUGGGCAAUUUUGAUAGGGAAAAAUUACCAGCGAAAAAUACUGCUCGACGAACACAACCAUUCUCUAGUACAGAAGCUACUAUUGAAAUUGAUAAAAAACUCGUUGGCUUGAUUCCUGACUUGAAGACAACAGAUGGAAAAUAUAACUUUACUGAUGGUGUUGGACAGAUUUCAUCAGAACUAAAUCUAUUGAUCCAUGAAUCAAUUGGUAAAAAUGUUAAUGAUGGCGAUUAUAUUUCCAGUGUUCUUCAAAUUCGCUAUGGAGGUUGUAAAGGUACUAUUGCUGUUAAUCCACUGCUUGAUGGAAAAGAAAAACAAUUAUUAAUUCGACCAAGUAUGAAUAAAUUUGAAUGUGAACAUCAAAUGCUUGAAUUAUGCAAACGUUCACUUAGACGUCAUUUAUGUUUGAAUCGUGAAGUGAUUAACUUACUUUCAUAUCGUGGUAUAUCUAAUGCACAUAUUCUUGUCGUUCAACUUCGAAAUAUCUUAUGGCUAAUGGCUUCUUUUGUUUCGAAUCAAUCAGCUUUGUAUGUUCUUCGUGAAAGAGUUCUCCAUGUUUUACCAUGGUCGAAAAUUUCUUUUUAUUCACAUUUAUCAAAAGAACCAUUUUUUCAUCAUCUUCUUCUUACAACUGUCAAAAAUAAUCUUUGCCAAAUAAUAACAAGAGCUCAUAUACGUGUUUCGAAAGCACGUUAUAUGUUUGGAACAGUCGAUGAAUAUAAAGUACUCAAAGAAGGACAAGUUUUCGUUCAAAUUACCAAUGAAUAUGGAAGUAAAACUGUUUUGGAAGGGCCUAUUGCUAUUACCAAAAAUCCUUGUCAUCAUCCAGGAGAUUUACGUGUUCUAGAAGCUGUCAACAAUAGUUAUCUUCACCAUCUCUAUGAUGUUCUUGUCUUUCCUCAGCAAGGUUCUAGACCACAUGCAAAUGAAAUAUCUGGAUCAGAUCUUGAUGGCGAUGAAUAUAGUGUCAUUUGGAAUUCUGAACUCGUACCUACUUCACCCAAUCCAAUUCCAUAUGAUUAUGAUUCUGGACCAAGUCCAAAGCCUCUCAAUCGGGUAGUAACACGUAAUGAUAGAUUAAAAGUUAUAUCAGAUAUAUGUGAACAAGACAAUCUAGGUCGAUUAAGUAAUAUUCAUCUCGUACUUGCCGAUAAGUUUGGUAUCGACCAUGAAAAAGCGAUUAAUUUAGCUGCUGGAAUAAGUCAAGAACUAGACAGUGUCAAAUCAAGUCAACAUCCUUAUACAUCAGAACAAAUUAAACAAAUAAUUUUAACAGCUGAUAAAACUCGUCCAGAUUUUAUGCAAGCAUCUGGUUAUAAAGAGUAUCAAUCGGAAAAAAUACUUGGAAAACUAUUUCGAAGCGCUCGUCGUUUAUCUGAUACUUUUAAAAAUUUAUUUCUUAAUAAUAACAACGAAAUUUUUCUUGAUAAAAAUCUUCUUCACAAUGGUUAUGAAGAAUAUAUUGAUUCUGCUCAAAAUCUUUAUAAACAAUAUCAAUAUGAAAUGUUGGAAAUUAUUGGAUCAUAUGGAUUUUCAAAUGAAAUUGAUCUUUUUUGUUGUAUUGAUUCACAUAACAUGAAAGCCAAUGAACGAAGUGAUAUUCAACAAACAGCACAAGAAUUAUUAAGAGCUGUUUUUCAAAAUAUUCAAAAGAACUUUCAUGAUGAUCUUGUUUCACUUCAUCAAGCUAAAGCUAAAGCAGCUGCUUGUUAUUAUGUGGCAUAUACAGAUACAAAUGACAAAGAUAAAUCUAUGUUAAGUUUUCCAUGGUUAUUUGCUUCUCAACUUCUUGCCGAUUAUUCUGUUAUUUCGGAAGAUGAACAACAAACAAAUGAUUUUAUGGAAAAUACAUUCAUUUCUGAUUCAAUCUUGAAUGAUUACCUCAAACAACAAUUGUCAUCAUUAAUAAAUCUACUUCCAAAUGAUAACCAAUUCACAUUUAUGGAACUUUUAGAGAUAUGCUUUCAAAAUGCAUGUGCCACGAACAAUGAAAAAAUGAUUAACCAUGCUGAAAUGCUUAUUGAACUAUUAAUUAAAACUGCAAAAACUAUACAUUCGAACUAA